Effrenium voratum is the source of this 2129-nucleotide messenger RNA. Lineage: Eukaryota; Dinophyceae; Suessiales; Symbiodiniaceae. The record is from the annotation of a GenBank genome assembly.
CCGGACUGCCGGACUGCCGGACUGGACGUCACGUGAUGUCCGACCUCUUGGACCUUGGGGAGGCGAAAGAGGAGGUGCCUCCGGCCGCCAAGAAAGAUGACGAUCUCUUAAUGGGCUACGCGGCCGCUCCGGCGCCGGCGGCUUCGCCGGCGGCUCCGGCCGCUUCGGCGCCGGCCGCUGCGGCGGUCGCCUCGGUGACUGGGGGGACUUUGCGUCGGCAGCGCCGGAGGCGGCCCAGGCGGAAGACAAAAAGCCAGGCCUUGCGGCGGAGGCCGAGCCGGUUGACAGCUUCGACCCCAUGGAGGGUGCAAAGGCCGCAAAGACUGCGGAUCCCUACAACCAUUUGGAAACCAUGGAGAAGAAGGCGGAGGGAGAGGACAACCUCAUCUCCUUCGGCGCUCUGGACGAGUUCGACCCAGUGGCGCACCAGUGGCCCAACGCCAAGCCCGAGGCGGCCGCAAGUUCCAGCGAGCCUGCCGCAGCCGCAAGUUCCAGCAAGCCCGCCACAGUUGACUUCAACCCGAACCCCGGGCAGGGUGGGGAUCUCCUGGGCCUCGGCGGGGCGGAGGAACCGGAAACGGAGAAGAAAAUGAUCUUCGUGUACCACAAGGGCGAAAAGAAUUGCGUCGGAUGGUACACUGACAUGCGGCCAGAGGACAUCAAAGAGGCGAUUCUGUGCGCCUGCGACGCCAUCAUGGAUGGAGGCUUUGUCCUGCGCGAGGUCCAGUUUGCUGAUGAUGAAGAGAAGACGGAGCCAAAAGAGGACGGCCGCAUCUUCGAGUUUGAGCAAUUCGACCAGCUGCAAAACGGACAGACGUACAUUAUCGAGGCAGCUGGGGAGAGGGAGGAUUUGAAGAAGAUCACAGGUGACCGCUUCCGGAGGCUCAAGGUGCAGAUUGACCCCUUGCUCCACGUGGAAGCCGUCAAGGCCAUCGACCGCAUGCGCCGCGGAUCCAACCUCCUGAAGCAUACGCACUACGGCUUUCCGCACCUCCGGCAAUUCCAGUUGAGCGAUGACAAGCGGCGCCUCAUUUGGUACUCGGGCGUGAAGAGGAAAGAAGACUCCUUGGUGAACCUGGACGAGGUGGUGGAAAUCAAGCUGGGCCAGCAGACGCCGGUGUUCCUGCACUAUCGUCUGCCGAUGCUGGAGCACCUGUCCUUCUCGAUCAUCUACGGGCCCAAGGGCGCUAAGACGCUGGACCUGACCUGCAAAGACGAGUUCGAGUUCGACCACUGGGUCACCGGCCUGAAAGCUAUCUUCUACCAGAUGCAGAACAAGCAGAUCUCGAAGGAGGCGCUCCUGGCGCACUCCAAGCGCUUCCAGAAGGCCAUGGAGAAGAACAACGUGGGGAUCAAGCUAACCAAGCUGCCGGAGGUCAAGGAGAAGGGCCACGUGGGCCUCGACGACUGCAUCGAGAUCGUGACCCACACUCCGCAGCAGCUGGAUACCAAGAUGGAGCGCCUCAGAGAGAGGCUGAAGAGCAUGAGUCAGCAGGUGUCCCGGCUAGACCAUCACUCAGCCGCUGAGAUGGAGGUGGAUCUCUCGCUGCUUACGGGCCAGGGCCCUGCGUAUGCGAGUGUCUUUGUCCAAGACGAAGAUGCCCAGGACGAGGAGAUGGAGAUCCGGCGGAUGCACGAGUUGGUGGAGCAAACCACGCAGGUGCUCCAGCAGGAGCCCGGAAUGAGCUCAUCGCCCUCAACCAGAGACAGAGAUCGGACAGCGCGGGCAGCACCGAGGCCAAGGCAAAGAAGAAGGAGACCGCCGCCUGCAAGCACAUCGACCAGCUCCUCUGGAAGGCUGAGGUGGAUCUCGAGAACGUGGAGGACAUGUACGUGAGGCACAUGGACAACCAGAAGGACACCUACUCUCUGGCCGACUUCAACCAGAGAGUCUCCAGAACCUUCUCUGAGAUCGAGGAGAGUCUCAACUCUCAGCUCGACUCCAUCAAGUCCUUCUUCACCAGGUGAGGUGGCACUUGGAAAUGCACAAUGCACAGAGUCCACGGGCGAUCACCACCCGAGGGAGGAUCGCUGCUUUGAGCUUUGCCAGUUCAUCCGGCUUUAGCUCCUGAUCCUGCGGUUUCACCCGGCGCGAAUUUAGUUCAAAAAGCAUCUGCAUCUCGGGCAAU